CCUCUUCCUCUUCUUUGCCGCUGUCCUGCCACUCCUUCGUUUCUUGCAAAAACCUCUUUUCCUCCUCGUUCCCUCUCUUCUACUCCUUCUUCUCCUUCUUCUCCUUCUUCUUCUUCAUUCUCUCCGUUGCGUGCGCCGAAUUGGUCUGGAUGAUACCGUAACUACGAGGUCAAUGGGCCUCUUCAUCCACCAAGAUGGUCACAUGCAAGGCUGGCUGGCCGCCUUGCUCUGCUGCUGCGCGGCUAUGGGAGACGAUGAGACCUACCGGCAGCAGCAAGAAAUGACGAGCACGAAAUCCACCAUCUCCCGCCCUGUGCUGGUAUACGAUGAACAGCCGACACAGCUACAGCCCAUGUCGUUAAAUUCUACAAGAUCGUGGAAAGGCAGCUCCACCGUCUCCGAAGCGGACCUCGUGCGUCCCAUCUCACAACGCCCACCUUCUCUCAAGCCUCUGGACCUCGGCGAGACGUCUUUGAUGGGCAGAAUGACUCUCCAUAGCAGGAGGAAAAGCUCAACCAGCCUGCUGUGGUCGCCGAAAAGGACUGAAAUUGGUCCGCCAACCGACUUCCGAAGGCUGGAUCCUACCGACGCGCAAACAUGUUCGCUCAAGCCCUUGCAGCUGGAGCCCGUCGUACUCAAAGGCCACGAGGACGACGUAUCAAGUGAAGCUGUCCGGAUUGCACCGUCCGUCAUGUCGGCAAGCGACACGGAUCGGCACUGGUACCGCGAUGCACGAGACCCGCCGUGGCAACGCUGCCAGCAGAUGAGUACCAGCCCUCGCUGUGGAAUUGCAGUCCCCUGCAAUCAGGAUGAGAGCCCUCCACGUUGCGACACUCCCAUGAGACCAUACUCGGCGAAGCCACUGCUCUCCACACAGUCAUCUUCGAGCUCCAUGAGAUCACUGCAUCGUCAGCUCCCGGAAACCAGUGCUUCCGGCACAUCUUUCUCCACAUCGCGCACUUCGGUGGAGCGCAUCCGCCUUCAUCGCAAGCGUUCCAACCAGUCUACUCGGAUGUCGUUCGCCGAUAGCAAGGAUCUGGACCAGGAAAUUCUCGAACUCAACACCAUCGUAGAGGAGCGAAGAGCAGAGGCCGGUCGAGGGAAGAGCCACGAGGAUCUGCACAUUCCCGCAGUAGCACCCCGGAUGGGUCUGCGCGCUCGGUCCGAGACCCUUUGCGACAUUGGCUCUGCAUUCUCCCGUCCGCUCCGCCUCGAGACAGCAUGUCAACCGGUGCAAGAAGCAGUGUCACCCGUCAAGUCACCAGCAAAGUUCCGCCUGUCACGGCCUUUUACCAACAAGUCAGAUUCCUCCCACCCUCCCGUACAGGAGGCUGGUAUGGGGAGAAGAUCAAGCUCCAGGGUCGCAGGCUGGCUGUCCAACAUUCUCUCCACUUCGGCUGCAUCGACCAGCGACACGGCGUCGAAAUCGUUGUAUUCCGUGCGCCCAUCGCGCGUUUCAUCAGCAUCAUCAGCAUCAUCAUCAACAUCAUCGCAACGUAGCACUGUCACCGCCCCCGAGUCACCGUGCCACACAUCGACAUCAUCCGCCAUUUCACAAGAACACAGCAGAGAUCGUUCAGUGGUAUCGCCUCCUUCGACGACAUGCACGUCGGACUUUGACACCAACUCGACGAGAAGAAGGUCGCCAGGACAAUGGGGUCCCGUCGACCCAUUGGGUCCCGUGGGCGUAGCACUCUAAUCCCCUGUUGCCCAUGUUUCCCAUGAUUUCACUUUCGCAUGUACAUACAUAAUAGAUACCCUAAACAAGAGACUACAAGGAGGAAAGAUGGGAGUAUGACAGCUUGCUAGCUAGCUCAUUUUGUACCAAUUACAUAUGGAAAUGAAUUUUAUGAAUACCC
Messenger RNA from Sphaerulina musiva SO2202, 1859 nucleotides. RefSeq lists its product as uncharacterized. NCBI's taxonomy places the organism in Eukaryota, Fungi, Ascomycota, Dothideomycetes, Mycosphaerellales, Mycosphaerellaceae. The record is from RefSeq and is a predicted model, not a curated record. The transcript has 2 exons. The coding region runs from base 173 to 1699 and encodes 508 amino acids.